AUGCCUCGCCGCAGCUCCGGUGGAAGAUCUGUUCGCCUAGCUCCACGUGCAGCUCCACGUCCUGCUCCAGUUCACCAAGCUCCUCCUCCUGCUCAGAGCGGUGGUGGAUCUAUGCUUGGGGGUAUUGGAUCUACAAUAGUCCAUGGAAUGGGUUUGGGCACUGGAAGUGCUGUGGCACAUAGGGCUAUGGAUGCAAUCAUGGGACCGCAAACAAUUGAUGUCGUUGGGAAAGAUGCUGCUGCUGCCCCUGUACCUCCCGCUAAUAGUAUGGAUGCAUGCAACAUUCAGUCAGAGGCAUUUCAGGAUUGCAUCAACAGCUAUGGAAGCGAUAUUAGCAGGUGCCAGUUUUACAUGGACAUGCUUGCAGAAUGCAGAAAGAACAAUGGUGCCCCAAUGAGUGCUUGA
Molecule: messenger RNA, 405 nt
Organism: Arachis stenosperma
Lineage: Eukaryota; Viridiplantae; Streptophyta; Magnoliopsida; Fabales; Fabaceae
Exons: 5
Coding region: 1-405 (134 amino acids)
Biological process (GO): mitochondrion organization
Cellular component (GO): nucleus; mitochondrion
Source: RefSeq, a predicted model, not a curated record